AUGACGUCCACAAUUGGCAUUCCCAUCAAGCUCCUCAACGAGGCACAGGGCCACAUCGUCACCCUCGAAAUCACAUCAGGUCAAACCUACCGCGGCAAGCUUCUCGAAGAUAGCAGCCCGCUAACAUCUCACCUCUCCUCAACAGCCGAAGACAACAUGAACGUCCAGCUCAAAGACAUCACCGUCACCGCCCGCGACGGCCGCGUCUCCCACCUCGACCAGGUCUACAUCCGCGGCUCCCACGUCCGCUUCUUCAUCGUCCCGGACAUGCUGCGCAACGCACCCAUGUUCCGCUCCCGCAACGUCCGUGGCCGCGGUGUCGGUAUGGCGCGUGGUCGCGCGACCGUGAGCAGGGCGAGGGCCAGCGGGCGCGGAGGACGCUAG
This is a messenger RNA of Colletotrichum paranaense, 384 nucleotides long. RefSeq names its product LSM domain-containing protein. Lineage: Eukaryota; Fungi; Ascomycota; Sordariomycetes; Glomerellales; Glomerellaceae. Gene Ontology annotation, cellular component: commitment complex; pICln-Sm protein complex; SMN-Sm protein complex. Gene Ontology annotation, molecular function: RNA binding. Gene Ontology annotation, biological process: spliceosomal snRNP assembly; RNA processing. The record is from RefSeq and is a predicted model, not a curated record. The coding region runs from base 1 to 384 and encodes 127 amino acids. The transcript has 3 exons.